AUGGAGAGAAAGAUAUGGGUGAUGCUGGAGAACAACCCAGAAGUGAUGAACCGCCUAGCAACAAAGCUAGGCGUGUCCCCCGAUCUCCAAUUCUACGACAUCUACUCAUUCGACGAACCAGAACUCCUAUCCCACAUCCCUCGCCCCGUCUUCGCCCUACUCGCCAUUAUCCCGCUCACACCAACCUGGGACCGCGAUCGCAAAGCCGAAGAUGCCGGAAAAGACGACUACACCGGAUUCGGCCCCAAAGAACCUGUCAUCUGGUUUAAACAGACCAUCGGGCACGCCUGUGGCUCGGUCGGACUUCUGCACAGUGUGAUCAACGGACCAGCGGUUGACUUUAUCCGGCCUGAUUCUGAAAUCGCGGCUAUACGCAGCCGAGCUAUACCGCUGCCGAUGGCUGAGCGUGCAGACAUGCUGUACAAUAACGUGCCGUUUGAGAUUGCUCAUAAAUCAGUUGAGAAUGUCGGGGAUUCACCUGCUUUGCCAUCGGCAGAGCAUACGGGACAGCAUUUUGUAUCUUUUGUGAAGGCGGAUGGGAGGCUGUGGGAAUUGGAGGGAUCGAGGAAGGGUCCGCUAGAAAGAGGGAGUCUUGCGGAGAAUGAGGAUGUUUUGAGUCCCCGGGCAUUGGAUAUGGGACUAAAACGGAUAAUGAGAUUGGAGAGGGAGGCGGGAGGAGAGGACCUUCGGUUCAGUUGCAUUGCUUUGGCUCGUAGGUCGUAGCUGUUAUGAUCGAUUCUGGUCUAUGAGCGUUUUGGAGGGUACGGUGCUUGUGAUCGGUGUGUAAGCUAUGUUUCUACGGGUGUCAAAGAGAAACAUCCACAGGUUAC
Aspergillus heteromorphus CBS 117.55 is the source of this 830-nucleotide messenger RNA. Its product is annotated as ubiquitin carboxyl-terminal hydrolase. Lineage: Eukaryota; Fungi; Ascomycota; Eurotiomycetes; Eurotiales; Aspergillaceae. The transcript has 2 exons. Gene Ontology annotation, molecular function: cysteine-type deubiquitinase activity. The record is from RefSeq and is a predicted model, not a curated record. Gene Ontology annotation, cellular component: cytoplasm. Gene Ontology annotation, biological process: protein deubiquitination; ubiquitin-dependent protein catabolic process. The coding region runs from base 1 to 723 and encodes 240 amino acids.